Messenger RNA from Apis laboriosa (Himalayan honeybee), 512 nucleotides. RefSeq lists its product as uncharacterized. The record is from RefSeq and is a predicted model, not a curated record. Bases 105 to 512 code for a protein of 135 amino acids. The transcript is spliced from 4 exons. Lineage: Eukaryota; Metazoa; Arthropoda; Insecta; Hymenoptera; Apidae.
UUACCGUUCGCUUGCUUCCACAAUUUGAAAAAAAAAAAAAAAAAACUCUUCGUACGUGAAACAACGAUUUAAUUAUUUCUUCAAUUCGCGAUAUCUUCGUAGACAUGGCAACGGCUGUUAUUUUCAUUCAACGAUGUAUGAUCAUUGUCGCUAUCCUACUUUGUUAUUUUCAUGUUCAGAGUGAAAGCGUGAAUUGCGAAUUGUAUCCAUUCCAUCAUACUUGUAGAGGUACAAUGUCGAGGAAACGUGCGAUGUUCCCAAUUGUGUACGGAUCAGGAUGUGAGGAAAAUAAAGGAAAUAUAAAUUGUAUCAAAGAAUUUGAAGAAAAACAUCAUAUUGCCUAUAUUCCGUUAUCGAAGUCAAAACUCUUAAUUGCUUUGCUUGAUGAUGAUUUACGAAAGGAUAUUACACGAUCAAUCCGCCAUAAAUUAAGGAACGAUGAAAUGAUUAAACAAAAUUCAGCUUUAAUGGAAAACUUUUUAUCGCAAUUGGACUCUUCGGACAAUUACUGA